Messenger RNA from Chinchilla lanigera (long-tailed chinchilla), 2939 nucleotides. RefSeq names its product solute carrier family 35, member E1 (gene Slc35e1). Gene Ontology annotation, molecular function: antiporter activity. Lineage: Eukaryota; Metazoa; Chordata; Mammalia; Rodentia; Chinchillidae. Gene Ontology annotation, cellular component: Golgi apparatus. The record is from RefSeq and is a predicted model, not a curated record.
UCAAGGCCACCAUGCCCAUCUGGGUGGUCCUCCUGUCCCGGAUUAUCAUGAAGGAGAAGCAGAGCACCAAGGUGUACCUGUCGCUCAUCCCCAUCAUCAGCGGCGUGCUGCUGGCCACCGUCACCGAGCUGUCCUUCGACGUGUGGGGGCUGCUCAGCGCCCUGGCGGCCACGCUGUGCUUCUCGCUGCAGAACAUCUUCUCCAAGAAGGUGCUGAGAGACUCCCGCAUCCACCACCUCCGGCUGCUCAACAUCCUGGGGUGCCACGCGGUCUUCUUCAUGAUCCCCACGUGGGUGCUGGUGGACCUCUCAGCGUUCCUCGUCAGCAGUGACCUGACCUACGUGUCCCAGUGGCCCUGGACACUCCUGCUCCUGGCGGUCAGCGGCUUCUGCAACUUCGCCCAGAACGUCAUUGCCUUCAGCAUCCUCAACCUCAUCAGCCCGCUCAGCUACUCAGUCGCCAACGCCACCAAGAGGAUCAUGGUCAUCACCGUGUCCCUGAUCAUGCUGCGCAACCCAGUCACCAGCACCAACGUGCUGGGCAUGCUGACCGCCAUCCUCGGGGUCUUCCUGUACAACAAGACCAAGUAUGAUGCAAACCAGCAGGCCAAGAAGCACCUGCUGCCUAUGUCCGCGGCAGACCUGGGUGGCCGGGAGCGGCCCCACAACGGCAUCCUCUUCCCCCCACAUGGGGACCUGCAGUACAGCCGCGGCGGCAGCGUCCUGACGGAUCACUUUCAGUACGGCCGGCCUGGGCAGCCCAGCUCGUAUGCCUUGAACCGCUAUGACGUGUAGCCCUCGGGGGACCAGGUGGCCAGGCGUGGGCCCCAGCGGCAUUAGACGCUUCUGACACCAGUGCCGGUGGUCACGGGACAGGGCGAGGCCUGCCUGGGGAAGACCCUGCUAUCCGCCAGGAGCAGGACGGAGUCCCCGCUGGGGCGCAAGUCCCUUCCUCCCGGCUCGUCGGCACAGCGGGCAGCACUUGGGACAGGAGAGGCGGCCGAUGCGGACGCUGCCUGCCCGGAGUGGCCGAGAAGUGGCCAGGGGUGACCUGGGGGCCGGGGGCAGACUGCAGGGUGGAGCUGGAGGGUGACGGCAGGCUGCUCCCGUCCCAUGCCCGUGGUCAGGGCCCACGGGGCCAGUAGGGGGACAGCAGGGUUUGCAGGGAGCAGCCUGGAUGGAUGUCUGAUGGGGAUGGGCGUGGUCGCCUUUGGUGCGCAGGGCUUCCCCCGGGCAGUUCUGGGCCCGGGCCCCUGCACCCCCUCCCGACCCCAGUCUGGCGCUACAGUCUCCGGGGAGGACCUGCUGACUGCGUCCCUGGCCGGGGCACGCGCCGGUUCCAGGAGUGCGUGCGGCCAUCAGCCUGGUCCGCAGUGCGAGACGGCGGGCCGGGCUCAGGAAACAGCUUCGUCCUUCCCCUCGAGGCUGCCUGGUGCCACUCAGGCACGAGCAGGAGGCAGCUGGCCUUCGAAGUUGCUUCUCUGUGACUGCGCGGCUGACGACAAUCGACUCCAGAGCAGGCUGGCCGUGUCUUGCUGGCCGCAGGACCAGGCCUUGCCUCUGCCGUUUCUGUGCUGUUUACGUCAGGACCCGGCCACGCCCUGCUAGGUCCAGGGCAGGGGGCUCCGAGCUGGAUGUGGUUUGCCAAGUCAGACCCUUUGCUCAGGAACGAGUGUGGGAGCCAGGCCCCGAGACCACACCUGCAGUCCCAGCUGUUGCGGAGGCUGAGGCAGAGUGAGUGCCUGGGCACCCGAACAGACCCCAUCUCAAAAAUGAGAAGUUCGGAUUCAGCAGAAUCCCAUCAGAAACCCACAGGACCUUGUGUGGGGUGGACCCGGCCUGCGUGGUCUCUGUCCUUUCUGGUGACGGGAAGGGGCCGUGUCCUGGUCUGUGCUGGGGGACAGCCACGUGGGGCAGUUUCUGUGGGCCGUGCCUUCGAGCGCAGUGCUUGGGGGGCGCGGGGCUGACGCUCGGCUCCUGGGUUUCCUGCUUCUCACAGUUAGACUUCUUGGACUUCAAGGUUAGAGCCCGUCAGCUCACAGCAGGAGUGCCGCUGUCUGCGGCUGUGCUGUGUGCUUUAGACGUAUUCUGACUCUAGUUCAGACAGCUGCAGUGCAAAAGAGGGAGUGAUGGCGGGUGUGGCUCCUGGGAUGCUGAGGCAGGAGGAUCACAAGCCUGAGGCCAGCCUGGGCCACUUAGUGAGACUGUCUCAGUAAAACAGAAAGGCUGGGGAGCAGCUUGGUGAUAAGCGCCUGCCCGGCACACGUGCAACCCUGGUUCCUGUCACUGCAGAAAAGAGGUGACGUGGUUGACGAAGACUUUGCUGAAGCCGGGCGCAGUGGCCACGCCUGUCUUCCAGCACUGGGGAGGCUGAGGCAGGAGGAUCAGUGUGAGUUCAAGGUGAGCCUGGGCUGUAUAGAGUUCCAGGACCAGCUUGAAGUGCAUAGCGACACCCUGUCUCAAAAAACCAAAAAAAAAAAAAAAAAAACCAAAAAGGACCUUGCUGAGCCUUGCGUCAGGGCUAUGGCCUUCUCCCAGGGACAUGCUGCAUGGAUAGCGACCUGCGCUCACCUGGGCAGCGGCACCUGGAGCACAGCACCGAGCCCUGACCUGCCGCUUCCCAAAUGAAUCCCGCCCCCCUUUCGCCAGGAGUUUUUGAUGUUGCUGAAAUUUGUAUAUAAAUGUGGGGUUUUUUCAAUGAAGAUUUCCUGCAGAGAACUGUGUGGUUUUACAACGGUUUCUAAAAUAAUAAAUGGGAUAUUUAAUUCUGUAUAUAAAUCCGCAGCAAGUUGGACAUGGUGGUACAUGCCUAUGGUCCCAGUUGUUGGGAGGCUGAAGCAGGAGGAUCACUGAGUUUGUAAGGAAAGCCUGGGGUCUGUAGUGUGUUCAAGGCCAGUGUGAACUGUAUAGUGAGAUCUUGUCUCAGAAAAUAAAAUAAAA